This is a messenger RNA of Loxodonta africana (African savanna elephant), 7875 nucleotides long. It is a transcript of the gene MPHOSPH9, whose product is annotated as M-phase phosphoprotein 9. The record is from RefSeq and is a predicted model, not a curated record. Lineage: Eukaryota; Metazoa; Chordata; Mammalia; Proboscidea; Elephantidae. Gene Ontology annotation, cellular component: centriole. The coding region runs from base 2358 to 5906 and encodes 1182 amino acids. The transcript is spliced from 23 exons.
CUGGUCGCGGGGGAGACGGUAUGAGACUUAGAAGACGCUGUCUUGGCGGAGCCCUGAGUAUGAGGCUGGGAUAGGGUUGGGGGAGAAGGCAGCCCCGCCACCUCACCCCACGGGAGCCCGCCGGCUUGUGGGGGCUUUGACGACCGCCGGAAGCCUUUUUAGAGCCCGUGUCCUUGAGUGACACCCGCGCCGUCCAAUGGCAGAGCGCCUCUCUCCGAGAGGCGGGAGCUUGUGGGAUUCUUUUUGGGGUGAGGUUCCAUCGCUCGCUUUCAGAACGGGGUUGUGCUUGUUGGUGUUGGGGGCGUUCCCCCGUCCUCCCUGCUGUCUGUAGCUUAGGGGACUGCGUGCGUUUGCCCUCGCCUUCCCGCUUGGGUCCCAUAGCACCUGAGGUCGGGUCGUGAGGCCAGAAUGUUGAGGUCCGGCCUCAGGAUCUCUGAAAUCACCCCCUCCUUUCUCCCUCGGGCUCCCAGCAAAGCAAAACCCUUAGUUAACUUUUAUUUUAUUGGCGGACCCCGAUCUGUCGUUCCCUUUUAACAACUCUAUUUUUUGCCAGGGGCUGCGGGGCGGGGACCCAAAACGUCAAAAUUUGUCGCUGGGAAAUAUAAAAACGUCUCUAUUCUUCUAUUCAUCUCCACAAAUGGUGGUUUUUUUUUUUUUUUUUUUUGCGUUGAACGUGAGUUCCACCCCCUCACGCCCCUUCAAUUUUACCCUCCUCGGGCUGGAGAAGCAUCAUUGAAUUUCAAGUGGUUUUCCAUUUGGAUCCCCCGUAUCCGGAUUACCUCAGUGGGGAGAUAGUAGAUGGGGCUGAGACCCACCUCCCUGGAGAGCUGGUGUUUUCCUGGUAUAAGAGCAAGGAGAUUGAAAUCUAGAUAUUUCUGUUGCCGGCUGGAAGGUGCAGCACCUGACUUUUCAAUAACCCGUUUGUUGUCACUGAUGGGCCAAGCCACUGGGGAACAGUCCACUGAGUUAGAUCUAGUUUCCCUGAAGGAAGUGAGUCCUUUAUGAACUGACUCUUAAUUAACCUGCUUUGUGAAACUGGGCCCUAGAAAAGUGGGAACCUGGAAGACCCAAAGAGCAGAUCGUUUUCCUCUUUUGCACUCUCCAAAGUUUUCAUUUUGUAAGCAGUAUACAUAUCCUUUUUCUUCUUUUUCUCUUGCUUCCUGGCUCUUUUUUAUAUACUGGAAAUUAAGGAGGCAGAGGGUUUGACUUGAUUCAGCCAGUUUGCCUCUGCACACCCAGCUUCAGUAAAGCCUGAGUUGAUCUGGCAAACAGUUUAUUUUUUAAGAAACAGUACAUGAAUAGAGAACAAAAGGAUUAUGUAUAUAUACAUAUAUAUUUAUGGUGCAAAAUGUGUUCCACCCUUGCCAAUGGGGAGGCAACCAUUGUUAACAGCUUAGUUUGCUUGCUUUUAGUACCAAAUUAAAUACUGAACAGUUCCCAUCCCUGUAUUCACUGCAUAAAUCAGGCAUGUAUGUUCGCAGGAAUUUAUUAAACAAGACAUGUGAGUGUUCCAAUCAUUACGUAGAAGAAUUGUCUAUAGAACUUUAAGUACAUAAAAUCCUGAAAUACUACCUGAAAAGGAUCAUGCUGUUUUUUGCAAAUCAUCCUUAGUAUAGAUUUUUAAAAUUAAAAUAUAAUUCACAUAUCAUAAAAUUAACCCUUUAAAAGUGUAUUAUUCAGUGGCUUUUAGUGUAUUUGCAAGGUCGUGCAGUUACCACCGCUGUCUAUCCAAUUCCCUCUUCAUUACCCUCAAAGGAAACCCUGUAUCCAUUACCAGUCCCCCCCCCCCAUUCUCCUUCCCCCCAGUUCCUGGUAACCACUACCAGUAAUCUAUUUUCUGUCUUUGUAUAGAUUUGCCUAUUCUGGAAUCUUCAUGUAAACGGACUUAUGCGUUACGUAGUCUUUUAGGCUGACUUCUUUCACUUAGCAUCAUGUUUUCAAGGUGUGUCUGUGUUACAGCAUGUAUCAGUACUUUAUCCCUUUUCGGUACUGAAUAACAUUUCGUUGUGUGGAUAGUCUGGAUUUGUUUUUCCAUUCAGUUGAUGAACAUUUGGCCUGUUUCUACAUUUUGGCUAUCAUAAGUAAUGUUGCUAUCCUUAAGGUAGAUUUGUAUGAAAAAGGUCAAAAUCUCCAGAGCAUGAAAAGACAGUUGGUAGGUUUAGUGGCUUUUUACAGUAUUUUUUCCCCAUUCAUCUUUCAGACUCUCUUUGAAGCUUAGGUUUUCAUGGUUCUGAAUGUUAGCAGCUGAAAAUGCCUGUAGACGAUGAAGCAUCUGAAGAUGACUCGGAUUCAAUUUCUUCAGACAGUGAAAGAACCUAUAUUUUCAACUAAGAGAGCAUAACAAUUUUCUGCACACUAUGGAAGACUUUGACUUGGUGAAAACUUUACAAAAGACUUCUCCAUCUUCUGUAGAAUCUGAUGUAAAAAAUUCUCAUUUUCUUGGACUGAACUUAAGUUCUAAUAGAAGUAGUCCCCACCUUAGUACAAAUGGGGUGUCCUCUUUCUCAGGGAAGACCAGACCAUCUGUAAUUCAAGGUACAGUUGAAGUCCUCACCUCGCUAAUGCAAGAGCAACAAAACAGUGGAAAGACUGAUUCGGAACUUUGGAAAAACUGUGAGACCAGGUGGUUACAACUUUUCAGUUUGGUGGAAAAACAAUGCCAGGAGCAGAUAGUUGCCCAGCAGGAACAGUUCCACAACCAAAUUCAACGUAUACAAGAGGAGAUCAAAAACUUAGUGAAGCUACAGACCAGUAAUGCUUCCUGGGCUCCCUAUGAUAGUUCUCCAAGCAAACAAAUAUCUUCAGAAAGUCGCAUGGGUUUUUUCUCUGAGAACAGUGAGAGAGAUGAACCUGCCCUCAGUUCACCUAAGCCUGCAGAACCGGAAACGCAGCAGGAAUCAUUCCCAUCCCAACCAGACUACAGUGGAGAGAGCAGUUCAGUGAGCAGUGGAUAUGGCACCUUCUGCCUCUCAGAAUUAAACACCUACAAAUCGAAAGACCCCAAAGAGUUCAUGGAACACACAGAGGUUUCUCAAGGACAGUACGUAGCACCUGUGGUGCGGACAGAUUCACUGGUAGAUAGGGCAAAAAAUAAGAGUUCUUACAUACAGACCACGGAAGAGCUCAGUGCAUCUUCAAAGGAUGAUAUUCCUGUUUUCCCUGGUGAAUUUGAACAUAAUUUUCUUGGUAAAAAUAAGAUUUCUGAAGUAUAUAGUGGAAAAACAAAUAGUAGUAAAUCUAUAACAUCAUGGGCACAAAAGUUGAAGCAGAACCAACCAAAGAGAGCACACGUAGAAGAGGGAUGUGCAAAAUCUCUGCAGGGAAGUGAGGAAACGAAGGAGCCGCGAACUGAGAAAGCUGAUUUCACUGCUGCUACACAGUCUCAUGCUUUUUACCUCAGUAAACCAGAUGAAAGUCCAAAUUCUUGGAUAUCUGAUUCAGGAACAGGACUGACUUACUGGAAACUGGAGGAGAAGGACAUGUAUCACUCUCUGCCUGAGGCCUUAGAGAAGAAGUUUGUGCCGUCACCUUCCGCAGAUACGUCAUCAGGCCAGUCUAAUACUAGUAAUGAGAUGAAGCUACCGUCACUGAAGGAUAUUUAUCAUAAAAAACAAAGGGAAAACAAGCAGUUACCUGAGAGGAAUCUCACCUUUGCUUCCACUCCAAAUCACCCACCUGAGGUACUGACUCUCGACCCAACAUUACACAGAAAGCCAAAUCAGCAGAUGUCAGGGAUUCAAUCACAUGGCUUUGUGAAUAUACUCGAUGACAGAAUUUCCUUUUCACCCGACUCGGUUCUAGAACCUAGUAUGUGUAGUCACUCUGACAUAGACCCAUUUUCACAAGCAAGUAAUACUGCUUCUCAGUUAUUUGGAUUCCCAAACAUGAAAGCUUCCCCAGUGGACUCCUGGAAAAAUCAUGCAUUCCAAAAUGAAAGUAGGACCAGUUCCACAUUUCCUUCAGUGUAUACCAUCACCAGCAACGAUAUCUCGGUCAACACCGUAGAUGAAGAAAACACUGUCAUGGUAACUUCAGCCUCAAUCAGUCAGUCCCAGCUUCCAGGUACAGCCAACAGUGUCCCAGAAUGCAUUUCAUUGACUUCCUUGGAAGAUCCUGUGAUAUUGUCUAAGAUUAGGCAGAACCUGAAAGAAAAGCAUGCUCGACACAUAGCGGAUCUUCGAGCCUAUUAUGAAUCAGAAAUAAAUAGUUUGAAACAGAAACUGGAGGCAAAAGAGAUUUCUGCAGUUGAAGAGUGGAAGAAAACCAAUCAAAUUCUUGCAGACAGAUGUGGCCAAUUAGACAGUGCUCUGAACGAAGCGACUAGUCGUGUGAGAACACUGGAAAAUAAGAAUAACUUACUGGAAAUAGAAGUGGAUGAUUUAAAAGAACGCUUCAGUGCUGCCAGCAACGCCUCCAAAAUUUUGCAGGAACGGAUUGAGGAAAUGAGAACAAGUAAUAAAGAAAAAGACAAUACCAUCAUCCGGCUGAAAGCUAGACUGCGGGAUUUAGAAGAAGCAUUUGAGACUGCGUACAGACUUUCAGAUGAUAAAGAAGCUAGGCUAAAGCAGGAAAACCAAAUGUUUCAAGAUCUUUUGGGAGAGUAUGAGUCCCUUGGAAAAGAACAUGAAAGAGUAAAGGAUACGUUAAAUACGACUGAGAACAAAUUGCUCGAUGCACAUACUCAGAUUUCUGAUUUGAAAAGAACAAUUUCAAAACUGGAAGCUCAGGUCAAACAAGUGGAGCAUGAGAAUAUGCUAAGUCUUCGUCACAAUUCAGAAACUCACAUGAGACCCUCACGUGCCAACACGCUAGCACCUUCCGACGUCAGCAGGCGCAAGUGGCUGCUGCCAGGUGCCGAGUACUCCAUCUUCACUGGCCAGCCUUUGAACGUCCAGGGGGGCCGAGCGGGCAGCCAGCAGGAAGACACCUGCACUCCUGGGUACCAUUCUCCUCCGGAAAAAGAUUCUCCACCUGGAGAUUCACCAGCAAGCUUAUUGAUAAAAAAACAGAGAGGGACUUCAGACACAUCAAUCGUGAAAGCUUUGAAAGAACUUGAUGAGGAAAAAAUAUUUAAAAAUUGGGGCACACAGACAGAGAAAGAAGAUGCCUCAAAUAAAUUAGCGAAUCCCCGACAAACGGAAACUUCGGUCAGUGCCAGUCGAUCCCUGGAGAAAUAUGCCCAACAAAGACAGAAGCGUUUUAAUUCGGCCUCUCAGAGAUCAUCAUCUUUACCACCUUCAAACCGUAAAUCAAACACUCCAACAAAAAGAGAGAUUAUGUUAACACCAGUGACUGUGGCCUAUAGUCCAAAGCGAUCACCUAAAGAAAAUUUGUCCCCAGGAUUUAGCCAUCUACUUAACAAAAAUGAAAGCAGCCCAGUUCGAUUUGAUAUACUUUUGGAUGAUUUAGAUACCGUUCCUGUGUCUGCAUUACAACGCACCAGUCCAAGAAAACAGCUCCAGUUUCUUCCUCUAGAUGACUCGGAAGAAGAAAAAUAUUCAGAAAAAGCUUCUGACAACCAUGUUAAUCAUAGCUCUUGCCCCGAACCGAUGCCAGACGGAGCAAAGAAAGUAUCUGUGAGAUCGGCCUGGGAGAAGAGUAAAUCGAUUAGCUGUGAACAGUGUAAGCCUGCUUCAGGAACACCACAGGGUAAUGAUUUUGAAUAUACAGCAAAAAUUAGGACCUUGGCUGAAACGGAGCGAUUUUUUGAUGAGCUUACGAAAGAAAAAGACCAGAUCGAGGCAGCUCUAAGCCGAAUGCCUUCUCCUGGAGGGCGGAUCACUCUGCAGACAAGAUUAAACCAGGAAGCCCUGGAAGAUCGUUUGGAAAGGAUUAACCGAGAACUGGGUUCAGUUCGCAUGACGCUAAAGAAGUUUCACGUUUUGCGCACCUCUGCAAAUCUUUGAGAUUUGUAGCCAUUAAAUUCUGAGAUGGUUUUGUUUGCACUAAUGUAUAAUUAUGCCCUCAGAAAGGGCAAACUAUUUUGUACUGUUUAUAAGCCUUCAGACAGUAGUUUUACAAUCAUGCUAUUCUUUACACUUGCUAUUUUAUACUUCAAAUGGCCACAUAUUUUCAAGAUAUUUUUGUUAUGCUCAGGAAUCUCUUGUAUAUUUUACUAUUUAAAAAGUGUUAUUUUUAAAUAGUACAUGUCUCCAGUUUAUAUCAAGAACAUGGAAAUGUAAAUGGAGAGGCAGCUUGUUUCUAAACAAAUAGUGUUAUCCUUUUACAAUUAACUUUGCACACCAGUUUUAUAAACUUAUUCUACAUUGUAAAUAUGAUUUGGUUUUUUUAAAAAUAAGUGGUUAAGAACAGAGAGCUUCCAUAAUGAUAGACUAAUACUGCUAAAUGCAAAAAAAAAAAAAUUUACAGUAUACUAUGAAUUUCAGUUGUUUUGAGGUUUUUAAAUGAUACAGAUCCUGUUUGAAACAUGUCUUAGAGUGAAUAUUAGAAUAAUAAUGAGAUAUUUGAAAACUACAUGGAUAUGAAUCAGUGUUUCCCUAAACUUUAUAAUUUGUAAGGAAAGAAAAAUGAAAGGGAUAUAGGUCCCUGACUUUGUCAUACACGUAGUACUUUUAAGAAAAGGUUAAGCAUUCGGAGAGCUGUGUCUCCCUGCCUAUAGUUCUGAAUGUAGAUUCUGUCCCACUCUUGACACUAAGCAAAUAAAGCUUUGGUGAAAUACAGACCACCACCCAGGGCGGUUGUUAAGAGCAGCCUUGGUUUCCUUAAUGUACACGGCCUUAGCUGUCCGUCAGAGUCUUCAUCCAGACAGUUGUAACCCCUUUCCAUACCCUCAACUGCUGCCAAAAAGAAAGACAAAGUAUUCCUACGGUAGGUGCUGUGAGAACACUAGGUUUUGGAUCAGAGCAAAGUAACUGUGUUUGCUAAUGGACGCGGAAUGUGUCUGGACCAAGCUUGGUGCCUUUGCUUGGCCUGGCUGGGCCCCACCCACUGCUUUGGCGUCGCCUCCUGAUUCUGGGAAGUAGCCCGUGGGCAGGAGGCUCUGCUGUGCUCCUGGAGGCCUGGCAGGUGUGUCUUGACUAUUGGUCCAGCCUGGACUGCUUAACUACCCACUUUUCUGUGGCCAAUCCACGCUCAGUGCCCACACAUUGAAGCUCUGAACAUGGUGAUAAACAGAGCCACUCCAAACUUUGAAAAUUGAUGCCCACAUACCAUGCUCAGGUUUUCAAUUUUGGCUUGCUUUUGCGCUUCUCUCCUUUCUGUAUAGCUCUUAAUAACAUGCAGUUAUAAUGAACCAAGCCAAACCCAGUUAUCCUAGCAGGGCAUAUUUAUAUGUCUGUGACCAGGGAUCCAAAUUGUUACCUUCACCAAAGCAUCACCUGGCGGGUCUCCAGGCCAGGUGCCCAUAGCCACGUACCCUCCUUACAGUUCGGGGCCGUACUCAGCACGCGGGACCCUCCCCCCAAGGCUGCCCUGCCACUCUCCGUCCUAUCCCAUCCGUGAAUUGAGCCUUUGCCCCCAACUCCUGCGGCCAGGCCUAAUCAAAAGUAAUUACCGAUAUAGUCAAGUGCCUUUAUUCUUGAUAUUUUUGUUUUUUCUAACCUCUUUUUUUUUUUUAUCUCCUAGUUAAUAGAAAAGAAAAACUUCUUGUUAAUUAAGCUCCAGCACAGCUUGCAUCAGACGUUGUAAAGAGCUUUAUUUUACUGAUAUUCCUUUCUUUCAUGUGUUCUUAUAUGCGAUGUUAAAAAUUGUUUUGAAAAUUAGGAUAUUUCAUUGUUCCUGGCUUUUAUUAUAAAGCCUAUUACAUUCUUAAUAAGGAAAUUGCCAUUUAGAAGAGAUUAUAGUUUUAUCUUGUCAAGUUGUUAUCUUCUUAAAAAAAAAAAAAUUAGUAGCCUAUAUUGGUUUAUCUCAAGAAAG